Molecule: messenger RNA, 716 nt
Organism: Glycine soja
Lineage: Eukaryota; Viridiplantae; Streptophyta; Magnoliopsida; Fabales; Fabaceae
Product: phosphatidyl-N-methylethanolamine N-methyltransferase-like
Exons: 2
Coding region: 97-471 (124 amino acids)
Biological process (GO): phosphatidylcholine biosynthetic process
Molecular function (GO): S-adenosylmethionine-dependent methyltransferase activity
Source: RefSeq, a predicted model, not a curated record
UUUGGACGUAAGAAAAAAACAUGACAGUACUGUGCCCCGGUUGGUGAGAAGCAAGAAAAAGGCAUAUCUGAAGCGAAAAAGAGGAUCUGCAGAGUGAUGGGAUUGCGGCGGCUGUUGGAGUUUUGUCACCGUUUCCGUUCUAUUACUGCCUCUGGAUUUGGCCACAGUCAUGGGUGGACUUGUGUGGCAGAGCCCGAGACCCAUCUAAGGUUAUGGCUUAGGGUUUAUCAGCUACUUGGUGAGGCUGGCACAUACUACGGUGUACGCUUUGGAAAAACUAUUCCCUGGGUAACUGAAUUCCCUUUUGGUGUCAUCAAAGAUCCUCAGUACGUUGGCAGCAUUAUGAGUCUUCUUGCAUGCUUCUUGUGGGUUCCUUUUCAAUACAUUCUCCUUUGGGUAUUAGGAUAUGUGUUUAUGAUGCAUGUGGAAUCAAAGGAAGAUCCAUCUACUCGUGCCAAACCACUCCAUUGAUUGAAUUUCCGUAGAUUAGAAAGAACUUGAGGAUUUAGCAGCACCUGAGGUGCCAAAUUCUUUGUAUGUUGCUGUUUCUUUCCUCUGCUCUGGAAUGAUCAUCUCUAUUUAUAUGUUCUGAUUCCAGCAAAUUAUUUCUAAUGAACUGCGAACUUAUUUCUGUUUCUCAUGACGUGUGUAUUUCAAACAUGUCAAAGCCAUAGCUGAUUAAUUUAAUGAAUGCAAUGUCUCACCUUUGAUAAUGA